AAAGCCCCGUAUUAGACAGGAUUUAUAAAAUCUAUAUUUGAAAAAUUGAGAGACCAUAAAAACUGUGGGAAAAAUUAUUGCAAUGGAAAAUUGCAUCAAUUUGAAUAAAUAAACGAGUCAACACCAACUUCCGAUAACGCUUCGAUUUUCAAAAUUGACAGUUCGAAACAAAAACGUCUCGCCAGCCAGCCUAUCGGAGUGAGUGGUCUAUGGUCUAUGAUGGCUGUAUCUGUGUUGUGUUCUUUGCAGCUCCGGCCGGGCGCGGGGGGGUGCGGCAUGAAUGGCGGGAGGCGCAUCCCCACUCCUAUGCCCCCUCCAAGAGGGGGGCACGCUGAAAGGUCAACUCCCCGUCUCGUGGGGUCUGAUGGCUCCUACAAGCUCAGCCCGUGUGAAGUGGAAGCUCUGAAUGCUGUAAAGUCCGUGGUGCCGAAAAUGGACCGCAACGGCUUCUUCUUCUACGCCACCGCCACGGCGAAGAAGAAGAAGAUCAGCCUGAUGCAGCGCCCUCCGCGGGCCGAGGAGCCGCGGCGGCGCCCGGGGGCCGCUCAGAGGGUGCUUGCGAGACCCACCGGCAGUGCCGCCGCGACCGCCGCGCGACUGUCACGUGACCCUCCCGCCAUGCAGCGGCCCACAAGAGCGCGCCAACCGACGCAAGUCUCGCAACUCGAAAGUUAUCAACCAAGAUAUCACACCAUACGCGACACCCAGGAAUAUGAGUGCAAAAGUGCUAAAACAGUGAAAAAGGUGCGAAGUGAUAACGGCAGCCCGAAGCACAGAGGAGAUAGGGAGCACCAGCAUGGGGCUACAAACUUAAGGCUGUCCCAGAAAUGCUCGAGCUCCCCGCACCGGGAGCGGCGGCGGCGCGCGGCGGAGGACGACAGCGCGCCGCCGGCCGGGUUCUGUGCCGCGCUGCAGCGGGCGCAGCCGCCGCCGCCGCCCGCGCUGCUGCGCCGGCUCGGGGUCAAGGAACCCACGGGGGUUGGCAAGGUGAAGGUCAUGCUGCGGGUGGGCGCGGCCGGCGAGGGUCCCUUCACCAGCGGCUCCCAGACCUUCUCGCUGGACAAGCGCAAGAAGCAGGUGACCCUGUGCGAGGCCAGCGCGGCCCCCGUGGCCCCUGAGGACAGGAAGCUGGGCGUGGCCGCGCCCAAGAUGUUCGCCUUUGAUGCGAUCUUUUCGCAGGAUGAUGCUCAGUCGGAGAUCUGCUCGAGUGCGCUGACGGACGUGCUGCACGCCGUCAUCAACGGGACGGAUGGCUGCCUGUUCUGCUUCGGACACGCCGGGCUCGGCAAAUCCUACACCAUGUUGGGUCGCGCGGACGCGGCCGGGUCUCUCGGAGCCAUCCCCUGCGCCAUCUCGUGGCUGUUCCGGGGCAUCGCCGAGCAGCGCCACAAGUGUGGCACACGCUUCUCCGUCAGGGUCUCCGCCGUGGAGCUCUGCACCAACACCAACCAGAUACGGGACCUCCUCGCGCCUUAUCAGAAUGAUUCUGAGCAGUCUCCAGGCGUGUACUUGAGAGAUGAUCCACUAUUCGGGACUCACCUCCAGAACCAGUCUGAGCUCCGGGUACACAGUGCUGAGAAGGCUGCGUUCUACCUGGACGCAGCACUGGCCACCCGUGGUACCAGGGAAGAAGGAAGAGACAGCCACUUACUGUACACCCUACAUCUGUACCAGUACAGUAUUGGAGGGAAGGGAGCAGUGGCCGGAGGGAGAAGCCGUCUUCAUUUGAUCGACUUAGGAAAUUCGGAACGAGGCAAAGCUAGUGGAGGCAUCCCACUAUCAGGAUUAGGAAAUAUUUUAUUAGCAAUAUUCAAUGGACAGCGACACCUUCCGUAUAGAGACCACAAUCUCACACAUGUUCUCAAAGAAUGUCUAGGAUCUCUAACGUGCCAUACAGCCAUGAUAGUACAUGUAUCUCCAAACGUACAAAACUAUUCAGAUACUCUGACUACGUUACAACUAGCUUCUCGAAUACAUAGGCUAAGGAGAAGAAAAAUGAAGUUCUCUGCAAAUAACAAUGCAGGAUCUGGCGGUAGCUCUGGGGAAGACGCGUCCAAACCAAGUAGCAGUGAGCCUGAUCCAUCCAGCAGUGAUUUAUCAGCUGAUACAGUUAUAUACGUGGGGCCGAUGGAUGAUGAUCAAACCGAUGGAGAACACCCUCCGGUAUAUAUCCCCCACAUCAAUUCUGGCGAUAAUCGAUGCGUUUUAAGUAAAGCUUUGAGAGGAUCUGCUGCAGAGCACAAACAUAAAUCGUCGUUAUCUAAGGUUGUCGAAGAAAGAAGCCCACUUCACAAAUUGCAUUCAUCACCGAAGUCAUCACCCAUGAAGAGAAACAUUUCCCAUUCAGCUAACCUAACUCCUAAAUCAUCACCAGCCCACACACCUAAAACCACACCUAUGAAAACAACGUCAUCAAAAACAUUUGGGGAUGAUGGCAAAAGCAAACAUUCUGGCACAGGAAAUAGUGAUGAACAGUGGAUAGACGGACCAAGGAUAUCUAAAUCGAAAUUAGUCGAAGCAAGACAUAUCAUAAAAGAAACACAAAGCAACAAACGGGAGACGUGGAUCGAUGGACCAAUGAAACAAGCCCCUCCUGUGCCACUCGAUCCUAUUACUCUACAGCCUAGUACAAUCCCUCUACAAGUAGGUUUACUAAAUGCACAGGGAGGGGAGAGCCUCGGAUACGGUUACAUGGAUAAUCAUAAGAAAAAUAUGAUUCGAAAAUGGGUAGAAAAUCAAACAACGCAAAUUCAUAAAUCUAGACACAAUUCUCCAAGUCACAAAGCAAAUCAGCUUACAAAAGAACAAAGUGGCUGUAAAAAUAAUGAUAAUUCAGAUUUGCCACAAAAGUCAGAGCCAUUUAUUAAGGAAGCCGUAAAGAGACAUGUUGAAGAAUCUACAAUAAGAACUGGGCUUAAAGCUGGUUCAAAAGGUGCGGCUAUCGAAGAAGAAAAUGUUGGUCCACCGUCUAGUGAAAAGAGUUUAACACCUAAAAAGUCGACAAAUUCAGCCAAAACAGCACCGAAGAAUGAUAUAGAUGACGACGAUGACAGUGAAGAACUAGCCGAAAUUCCUCCUGCCCUUCCACUUCUUCAACAACUUAGUAGUAGAGAGGUGUCUAUGGAGAGCUUAGAUAGUAAAUACAAAGAACGAAUGAGGAUGGAUGAUGAAUUAGCUUCAAAUCGUAGCAGGGAAAUAGGUCCAAACGGUAUAAGUAGAGCUCCUAUUGAUGAUGACGAGGACGAAAUUUUAGAAAUAAUUGAAAUAGAAGAACCUUUGGAAUUAGUCGCUAUGCAAGACUGUUGUCUUCAAGUUACAGAAGAAGACAUUGACUUCUGCAUGGGAUACGAUGGUAAUUUAGCGGAUGGUGACCAGGAGAAUUCUGAAGAACAUCCACUGAGGAUUUUGAGCCAAGAAAAUCUUACUGUGGCUUCAACAUUUACAGACACUUUAUCUCUUUAUAGUGAAGUUGAGCGACAGCUAAGAAAUGAAUCUUACUUGAGGAGAAAUUAUGAUUUUUAUACAGAAAAUGCAAUUAGUGAUCAAAUGCUUGACUUUAACCCACAUGAAAGUGUACAUUCAUCUAAAUCUAGAGUUGAUGACAUGAUGGGACUCUGUGAUUUAUACGCACACUCCAAAUCGGGGAAAUACGACCCGAGAGUAUCUAAUGUGUUUCAGUCAAUAUCACUGUGUAAUGUUCGAGAUACAGAUGAAUUCCACGGCGACGGUUCUGUUUACAGUGAGCCCGCCUACAGGCCAAGUGAUAAAAUAUGUGAUAGUUGUAAACGAACAAUGUCCAGACCGAACAGUGCGGUGGGAGAGUGCGGAGCAUACCACGACCUGGACGCAGGCAACGACGACACAUACGGACCCUUCGAGAAAUACCACGGCGACGACAUAACCGACGCCCGAAUCGCAUCUCUUCGCCACCCCGACGGAGCUUCCGACCCGAACUUACGCGAGGAGCAGCGCGCGCCGAGUUUGGGGGCGACGCUGAAUACAUUUCGGGAGUUAAAAUCGAAUUUGCACCUAGAAGUUACGCCGACGGUCGUGACGAGCGAGCCGCGCCCGGAAAAGUUGGAUAAGACGGAUAAGACGGAUAAGACGAUAGCUCGCGUGGCGGGGUGUGGGAAGACAGACGGGUACGACAGCGGGCACGAGUCUACUCCGCGGACUGGUAAGCACAGCCCGGCGGGGACCUCGCGCCGGGCGGAGUCAGGGUACGACUCCGUGCCGCGGGACUCCGACGCUUCCUCGCUGGACUCGUACCCCACGCGCCGCGCCGCCGUGGCCAGGGCCCACGCCAAGAAACACACCACAGCCAAGUAUAAGCCGCACGCCGACCGCUCCUUCUGCGCCUGGCUGCGGAACCCCUUCACCUGCAAAUACGCAGACACCGAUCCAGAAAUCAGCGACUUCUAGAAUCGUCUUUUUAAGUAGACUCUACAAUGCAUUUAUUAUAUCAAAUAAGUUACGUUACCGAAUUUACUCUGGAGACUGCUUUUGUACUCUAGAUGUAUUUACAUAUUAUUAGAAACAUACAUACAAUACCUGUUUAGUAAAAAAGCUUUUGCACGAAGUGAUAGUGUUAACGCUCUAUAAUAGGUGUAAGAUAUUAUUGACUAUCGAUAUCGCUCGUAGUUUUCUAACUGUGAACUCUAUUUUUAAAAAGAAUUAGUGUCUAGUAUGACUACUGUUUUAUUUAUAGAUAAACUUCGGUCAAAAUUUAAAACUGUAUAAGUAUUGUACUAAAAAGUUCAUCGAAGUAGAUAUACUGUAACUAUUUAAGACGGUCUGCUUUUCCUCAUGAUUUACUUGACAUAAUUUCUAAGUGCUCCUAUUACUUAUUCAGUUAAAUGUUUUUGAUAACAGAAUAUACCAAGCAAACUGAUGCUACAGUUUGUACUUUGUACUUGAUAGCUAUUUUUGAAAUAAUUUUCUACGUAGCUUUUUAUACAUGCUAAACUACUUUUCCCAUAAAAUGUAGUCUUCCUAUGUCUUCCUCAACAGAAAUACAAACCAAAACAAAUGAACUGAAAAUUAAGGAAAGCAACUUUGUAAAAUGAAAAUGAUCACUUAACGCAUAGCAUAAUCUUAUUUUAUACACACUAGAUCUUACAACUUUUGCUACAUUACUAUGCAAGAUCUGAAUCUACCCACAUUCUGAGCAAAAUUAUAGUUAUAACUGUGAAUAAGUAACCAUGUCCCUAAAAUAUUUACUGGUUUCAGUUCCCAUGGGAUCUUUCGGAAACUACGCCAUUAUUAUAGAUGUAAAUGUUGAUUGAUGUUGAAUAUGUAUAAACUUGUUUAUUAAUCUGGUCUGUUGACGUGUUGGCCAUGUUUAUAUUAUUAUAGCUAUAAUUUCUUAUUUAUAUAAGCCCUAUUCAAUGUCCGGUCACUGCGGAAUUCUGUACAUAAAAAUGUAAACUGCAAUAUUAUUGAACUUUACGUGGCUAUGAAAACGUUGGUUAGGUAACAUAAUUUUUGCUUAAGACAACGUUUUGUUAAUUAUUAUUAUUGAUACAUUAUUAUUAUUAAUAUUAAACAUAUAUCUUAAAUUUUACUAUGUGUUCUCAUUGCUUCGGAUAAAUAAACAUUUAUGAAAGAUUCUUGUGUUUCAGCGAACCCUGACUGAAAAUUCAUACGUAAUAUUUUCACUCAAUUUGAAUUAUAAGAAGUCAUGAAAAUAUAAAUAAGUUAAAACUUUCCCGAGGGGUGAAAAUUUCUAAAUCAGAGGGAUUAAAAGUUUUCUUCCGGGAAUAAGGAAAAGUUACUUUUUUCCUUUAAAAGGACGUCCUAUUAUCUCUCAUUUUGCCCGUAAUUUAACAUUCGGGCGCCCCCCAAGUAAUCGAGCUAUCAAAUAAGAAGAUAACCUCCCCCAUCGAGAGAGUGGCGACCUUUUAACAAAUCUUUCAAUAAUUUGACAAAGUGCCAACCAUUACACAAACAUACGCGUAAA
This is a messenger RNA of Plutella xylostella (diamondback moth), 5959 nucleotides long. RefSeq names its product kinesin-like protein CG14535. The record is from RefSeq and is a predicted model, not a curated record. Gene Ontology annotation, biological process: microtubule-based movement. NCBI's taxonomy places the organism in Eukaryota, Metazoa, Arthropoda, Insecta, Lepidoptera, Plutellidae. Gene Ontology annotation, molecular function: ATP binding; microtubule binding; microtubule motor activity.